UUCUGUUCUCCAGGCUAAAUAAGCCYAGCUCUCUCAGUCUGUCCUGAUAGGAGAGGUGUCUCAGUCUCCUGAUCUUCUCUGUGGCCCUGUGCUGGACGUUUUGCAGUAGCCCUGUGUCCCUCUUGUACUUUCCCUUCAUCUAGGUCAAUGAUGAAUAAAUCGAGUAGGAUUGGACCCACUACUGAUCCCUGGGGAGCUCUGCUGACUAYAGGCUUCCAGCUGAACUGGAGAUUAAAUGUUCGAGUGAAUAUUGAGCUGCUGUCAAUUUCUAAUCCUGUUCAUAAAAAAGAUUUAGCUGUCCGAUUGACUGAUGAUUCUGAUCCUUUUUUCCUUUAUAAUCUUGUCAUAUCUGAGGAAGAUUUUCAGAGCUUGAAAUCCCAGCAGGGUCUCUUGGUAGACUUUUCUUCUUUCCCACAAAAAUUUAUAGAUCUGCUUCACCAGUGCAUUCAAGAACAGAACAAAGAUAUCCCAAGGUUUUUGCUGCAAUUAGUUUCUUCAGCAUCUGUUCUGGAUCACAUGCCUGUCUUUCUAAAUGUGGUGGAAACAAACCCUUUCAAACACCUUACACAUCUCUCUCUGAAAUUCCUACCAGGAAAUGAUGCAGAAAUAAAGAAGUUCUUAGCCAGCUGUUUGAAAAGCCUUAAGGAAGACAAAGAGAUGCUGGAACAAAAGCUUAGAAAAACUGAAGAGGAUUUUACUAGGCAGUUGAGCUACGCUCAGCAGAGCCUGUCAGAAAAGAGCCAAGAACUGGAGAAACUGAAAAAUGAAUGGACCAMAUAUACCACAACACUAACAAGCAAACACAGCCAGGAACUGACAAAUGAAAAGGAAAGAGCUCUCCAGGCACAAAGCCAGUACCAGCAACAGCAUGAACAACAGAAAAAGGAACUUGAAAGUUUGCAUCAGAAGAGUAUUCAGCAGUUACAGAGCCGACUCUCAGAACUGGAGAUCAUCAAUAAAGAUCUAACAGAAAGGAGAUACAAGGGAGACUCCACAGUUAGAGAACUGAAAGCAAAGCUCUCUGGCAUAGAUGACGAAUGCCAGAGAGCCAAGCAGGAGGUGCUGUCGCUGCGUCGGGAGAACACCACUCUGGAUGCCGAGUGUCAUGAAAAAGAGAAGCUCAUUAAUCAGUUACAAACACGAGUUGCUGUUCUGGAACAAGAGAUCAAAGAUAAGGAUCAGCUGGUUGUUAGAACAAAAGAAGUACUGGAUGCAACACAAGAACAAAAGGUGAUAUUGGAAGAGGGUACAGAAAAGAAACAAAAUCAUAUYGAAAAACUUGAGGCAACAAUUAAGUCACUGUCAGCUGAACUUCUCAAGGCUAAUGAAAUUAUCAAGAAACUACAAGGAGAUUUGAAAACUCUAAUGAGUAAACUGAAAUUGAAAAAUACAGUAACAAUUCAGCAAGAAAAAUUGUUGGCAGAAAAAGAAGAGAAACUACAAAAGCAACAGAGAGAAUUGCAGGAAACUGGACAAUCUCUUCAAAUGAAAGAGCAGGAGGUUUGCAAGCUACAGGAACAGCUAGAAACUGCAAUACAAAAACUGGACGAAAGCAAGCAGUUAUUAAAAACCAAUGAAAAUGUAAUCACAUGGCUAAACAAACAGCUGAAUGAAAUUCAGAUGACAAAGAAAUCAGAGGCUUCUAGCAGUCCUCUUGGUGGUGGAAGGACUGGCGUUUCACCUCAAGGCAUGCUUGACCGACCAGCCUUUCAGAGCUCGGCGCUCAGUCACCCCCUUUCUCCGCUGUAUGCGCUCCAGAACUUUCCUGAGCCAGCCUGUAGGAAAAGUGCCAAUCCACAGUGUCCAGGAGCAAAGGUUCAGUUUAACACCCAGCUGUCUAAAAUGAAUCGCUGUGCAGAUGGUCAGACUGCAGUGACUGCUGCCUCUGCGCCCCCAGCGAAUAAAGAGAAUGGUGAUAGUUUUGGGCUGGAACCAAAGUAUUUCAAGAAGAAAGAAGACAGCAUUCCGUUACGAGGGCUUAGUCAAAACACACUUAACUCAGAGUAUUUGAAAGCCUGCUUACCAACAAAAGCACACCCCUCAGCAAAACCUGCAGUGACAACUGCCUCUGCUUAUUUUCCUGGAUAGUAGACAGUGCUCUUAAAAUCAAAUUGCUUCCUUUCAGACUUAUAAGCUAUAACUUAUUCCUUAAGUUAUAGUGGGGGGGGGGGGGAACCAUGCAAGCAGGCCCCAAUCUCUGCGCUUGGACAUGGGACCUAUGCUCUUCCUUGAAAAAUGUGACUUGGCUAUUGUAGGAAGGGGUAUGUGUGGCUUAGUACUUGGUUAAAAGCUACACGUACUGUGCAGCCRAGUGUGUGUGAACAAGGCUCCUGAGUGAUUUCAGGGAGGGAAGAAGGCAAUAGUUUUGCAKCAGUUUCUGGAACAUGUGCGAUCCUUUCUCUCCCCAUUUUAAUGCUGAAAAUUUGCUUAAUUUAGGAAACAGGUUAUUUGAACAAAUACAGUCAGACUUGCAGAUAAGGCAGUUUACACGAAGAAUCCUAAAUAGGGGAACCAUGUUUCAACUUCCUUCUGUGACGUGUUCCCCUUGGUGUCCCAGAGAAGAUGGGGAAUGCAGGUAGUGCUGAUAUCAAAAUGUGUUUUUCAAGGACACGUCCCAUACUUCUGGUUCCUAAAUAUCAAACUAAGGAAAAUGUUUGAAAACUUUUUAAGUACAACCAAAUGACUGUAUAUAAAUGACUUGUCUUGCAGUGCAGAAUGUGUAUAUUUGUUUAUGCUGAUCAUUCAUGUUAAUGUAUAGUCACUUYUUUUGAUAUGUAUAGAUUUCACUGGAAAUAUUAAAUGUUUUUUUUAAUCAACUCUGUUCCAAUUAGUUAC
Messenger RNA from Nothoprocta perdicaria, 2835 nucleotides. RefSeq names its product SAS-6 centriolar assembly protein (gene SASS6). The record is from RefSeq and is a predicted model, not a curated record. The transcript is spliced from 18 exons. NCBI's taxonomy places the organism in Eukaryota, Metazoa, Chordata, Aves, Tinamiformes, Tinamidae. The coding region runs from base 148 to 2088 and encodes 646 amino acids. Gene Ontology annotation, biological process: centriole replication. Gene Ontology annotation, cellular component: centrosome; centriole.